Molecule: messenger RNA, 1041 nt
Organism: Cladophialophora carrionii CBS 160.54
Lineage: Eukaryota; Fungi; Ascomycota; Eurotiomycetes; Chaetothyriales; Herpotrichiellaceae
Exons: 4
Coding region: 1-1041 (346 amino acids)
Source: RefSeq, a predicted model, not a curated record
AUGUCAGACUACUACUAUGAGGAUGAGCGCGUCCUCGAAUGGCUCGAACUCGUCGAGCCUCAGGGGAGGGCUGCGUCUCGGAUACCAGAUACUGCUAACAUCACAUCGGUCGCGAGCCUUUUCCGCAGCACCAACAUCAGCGGUGACGACGCGCAGAGUAUCGAAUUCGAGGAGUUCAUACCAGGGUUCGAGGAGCUCUAUCGAGCGGUUAAGAAAGUGCAUCGCCAGGUUCCACAGGAUCUGGAGGGUUUCCUCCGCUCCCACCUGAACCCCUUCGGGCCUAAUAUCCUGCCUCAAUUCACGAAAGAUGUCGAAUUCCGGAUCUUCGCUGAUCUCGCCCCGGACGUCGAGGACUUGACCAACGAGAUCAAACUGUGCAAAAGGAAGAGGGUGACGGAGGACGAAUGGUCUGACAGAUUGGUCUUUCCGAUGCUUCGCCUGGCGCAGAAGAGGCUGCGAACUGAUCUGGAGGUGGAAAUUGCGACAGUUAAAUCCAUUGGCAUUUCUCCGCCGGCACUUCUACCCGUUUCCGCAGGCAUUCCGGCAUCGCAAAAGCGGGUGGACUACUCGCUGUGUUUCCAGCUCGAUAACAUUCGGCGGCUUCGGCGUGUCUUCACCAACUUGGCCGGCGACUCCCUGAAUCAGUGUCAGCAUCCACGACUUUGGAACCACGUCCUUUUAUCCCACGUCAAAGUGAAGGGAUUGGCCGCUGAGGGGCCGGGCGAUGCACAACUAGGGGUCUGGACGGCGGCGGGCGUCAAGAGAAUACAAGAGAUGCAGAAAUGGAACCCAUAUCUACGAGACAAGAGCAUAGCAACCCAGCCGCUGUGGCUCUGGAAGGGUGACAACCUGACGUUAUAUGCCUCACUGAUGAGCGAGCCCGGCGAGCCCGAAGAGCUGCUCAUCUAUGAGCUAGCUGAAUGGCAUUUGGAGGAGCCCGCCCAACUGGUCACGGCUAUCAUCUGCCUGUCUAGGGUCAUGGAGUGGUCCCUGACCAAGUAUCUCCCUUGGUUCAAGAAGCUGAUCCAGUAUGACAACUGA